AUGCAACUUCUUAGAUCUGAUCCACAGUACAAAAAAAACGAACAACAAUCUCAGAGAUUAAAACGUUCUCAGGUCGAUGAAAAGAGCAAAAUUUUAAAGCACAAGCAGUUGAAAAGGUCUGAUCCACAGUUCAGGAAGCGCGAACAAGAAUCUCAGAGACUAAAACGUUCUCAAGUCGAUGAGAAGAACAAAAUUUUUAAGUAUAAUCAGUUGAAAAGAGCAGAUCCACAGUUCAGGAAGCGCAUACAAGAAUCUCGGAGACUAAAACGUUCUCAAGUCGAUGAGAAGAACAAAAUUUUUAAGUAUAAUCAGUUAAAAAGGGCUGAUCCACAGUUCAGGAAGUGCGAACAAGAAUCUCAGAGACUAAAACGUUCUCAGGUCGAUGAGAAGAACAAAAUUUUUAAGUAUAAUCAGUUGAAAAGGGCUGAUCCACAGUAUAGGAAAAGUGAACAAGAAUCUCAGAGACUAAAACGUUCUCAGGUUGAUGAGAAGAGCAAAAUUUUUAAGUAUAAUCAGUUGAAAAGGGCUGAUCCACAGUAUAGGAAAAGUGAACAAGAAUCUCAGAGACUAAAACGUUCUCAGAUUCUGCUGGUGUUUGGGAAGGAUGACGGGCAGAGCGAUAGCUUCUGGUUUGCAGCAGACAAAGCCGGAUAUAAAUGCAACCUCGCUCGUAACUCGGAGACCGCCUUGGACAUCUUUCUGGACAAACACCCAGAUGUCGUAGUUAUCGAUCAUAGACAUUCCAAGCACUUUGAUGCAGAGACCUUAUGCAGGUCUAUUAGAGCAACCAAAGCCAGUAAAUACACAAUACUUAUAGCUGUUACCAAAAAGACUUCUUCAGACAGAGAAGAAGCACCAAUCUUACCUCUUUUACAAGCAGGAUUCAAUAGGCGUUUUAUAGAAAACCAUAAUGUAGGCACAUGUUUGAAUGAGUUGGUCUCCAUAGAACAUGGCGAGUUACGAUCCCAGCUUAAAUUACGUGCAUGCGAUGCAUUAUUCGCAGCAUUAGAACACAGCAGUGAUGCUAUUGAAAUCACCAGCAAGGACCAUAUUGUACAGUAUGUGAACCCUGCCUAUGAGAGCAUGCUUGGUUAUACCUUAGAUGAGCUUCUCGGGAAAGAUAUCCGGAAGCUGCCUAAUUGUGAGAAGAACAACGCUGAGCACCAAGAGAAUGUGUUUGCUCAGUUAAAGAAAGGGAAGUCUUGGGAAGGCACAUGUUAUGCAAAGAAGAAGACUGGAGAGAGCCUGUGUCACCACUGUCACAUUCUUCCAGUUGAAGGUGGAGGAGGAAAAAUCCGGCAUUAUGUAGCAAUACGCAACCCAGCCCCUGAAAACUGCCAGUUAGAUAGGUACCACAGGGACUGUGAACACUCUGACCACCACAGUUCUAAGCCCCAUGAUUACCGAUCUCAGCGGAAAGGAUCCUGUGAUAUGAGAUCAAUAUCCAGCUCAGAUGUGUGUCAUCUUGCAGAUUUGUUUUGGCCUCCAGGGGGACAUAUUCACAGCAGACGACGGGAUUCAGCAGCCAGGAUUCACUCCAUGACAAUAGAGGCUCCAAUCAAUAAGGUGAUAAAUAUCAUCAAUGCUGCACAAGAAAACAGUCCUCUCACCGUGGUUCAGGCCCUGGAUAAAGUCUUGGAAAUCCUACGGACGACUGAGCUGUACUCCCCGCAUCUUACAUCACAGCAAGUCAGGGAGGAGGAUCAGAUGACUAGCGACUUGGUGGGGGGACUCAUGUCGUCACAAGGCUCUGUAAGAUCUGCUGAGCAAGAGCAAGGAACAACAAAGAGAAGGAUGUCAUCCACAGAUAAAUUUAGUCACCACAGUCACAUUCCUCAGCAGUUGCCUGCCACAAUGCUGUCUCAGGUCCCAGCAGACAUCUCCAGACUCCUAGAGACUGAACCCCAGUGGGAGUUCAAUAUACUGGAACUGGAAAGACUCACUAACAGGAGGCCCUUAGCAUAUUUGGCAAUGAAGACAUUCACACGGUUCAAUGUUUGUGAAUUUCUAAAUACCAGUGAAACCACCAUGUGGAACUGGUUGCAGCUUAUUGAAGCCAAAUAUCACAGCAGCAACAAAUAUCACAACUCCACACAUGCUGCCGAUGUCAUGCAGUCAACAGCCUACUUCCUGGAAAGACAAAGAAUCAAGAGUUUAUUUGAUCACAUGGACGAAGUGGCAUCGCUGAUUGCCGCAGUGGUCCAUGAUGUGGAUCACCCUGGGAAAACAAAUGCCUUCUUAGUCAAUGCUGGCAAUGACCUGGCACUUGUCUACAAUGAUCUAGCCGUCCUGGAAAGCCACCAUGUAUCUUUGGCUUUCCGCCUGUCUGCACAGAAUGAUGACGUCAAUAUAUUUAAGAACUUGGAGAGAGAUGAUUUCCGUGCUAUGCGCCAGAUGAUUAUUGACAUGGUUCUGGCAACUGAACUCACCAAACAUUUUGAGCAUUUAUCAAAGUUUGUAAACUGUACAAAGCAUUUUGUGGAAAAAGAAGAGGAGGAUUUCUCACUGAAUGGGUCUCAAGAUGCUCAAACUACAUUAUCCUUGCCAGAGAACAAAGCUGUUAUCAAGCGUAUGAUCAUCAAAUGUUCUGAUGUGUCUAACCCAGCCAGGCCAUUCUACUUGUGCAAAGAGUGGGCUCUAAGAAUAGCAGAAGAAUACUUUCAGCAGACUGAUGAGGAGAAGUCGCUUGGUCUGCCAGUGGUGAUGCCAGUAUUUGAUAGGAAAACUUGCAGUAUACCUAAGUCACAGAUUAGUUUUAUUGACUUUUUCAUAAAUGAGAUGUUUGAGGCAUGGGAUGACUUUGCUGAUGUCCCUGACCUGAUUGGGUACCUCCAAGAGAACUACAGGUGUUGGCAGACUCAGCAAAAGGAAGAACAGGACAAACAACAGAAGCAGAGCAGCACAGAACAAGAAGAUGGAACAGAAAGUGAACAAACUACAGAAAACGGUGCCAGGGAAGAACAACAGAUGAGUAAUGGGGAUCUGGAAUCUACAGGCACAAAGAAAGUUACAAUAAAAGACAGAGAGCCAGUGGCACAACAAGAAAGCUUGACAGUAGAAGAUGUAUCAGAAGAGUUAUCUUAGCAGCAAUGUACACAUGGUCCCACACAGAGUGUGGAAAAAGAUGUAUUAAAAAAAGAUUAUGAAAAUGUAAAAAUGCACUGCAUAAGUUCAAAUAGUGUUUGUUAUGAUUGUGACCAGAGGAUGGGUCACAGAAUUGUGUUCACCAUGGUGUCUGUAUUAACAGAUAGAGAUAAAAAAAAAUUAUGAUUAUUUUCCGCAUCUUACAGAUGACGUAUCUGUCUGAAAUAUUCAGUAGAUAUUGUCUUUUUGACAGUUGUUUUAGUUUGGUGUUAUUGCACCAUAAAUCAAACUUGACGGUUUGAGUGUUGGUACCCCCUGUUGUGUAUGCCCCUCAAACGUGUCUUUACUCCCCUUCACCUCAUUAGUAUAUAAUGUAUCUUGGUCAAUG
Lingula anatina is the source of this 3472-nucleotide messenger RNA. Its product is annotated as high affinity cAMP-specific and IBMX-insensitive 3',5'-cyclic phosphodiesterase 8B. Gene Ontology annotation, biological process: signal transduction. Gene Ontology annotation, molecular function: 3',5'-cyclic-nucleotide phosphodiesterase activity. Lineage: Eukaryota; Metazoa; Brachiopoda; Lingulata; Lingulida; Lingulidae. The record is from RefSeq and is a predicted model, not a curated record.